Tuber aestivum (summer truffle) is the source of this 1621-nucleotide messenger RNA. NCBI's taxonomy places the organism in Eukaryota, Fungi, Ascomycota, Pezizomycetes, Pezizales, Tuberaceae. The record is from the annotation of a GenBank genome assembly.
GCACACGCACGACAACAGACACGACAUAUCAACAUCACCUUCAGGAUCAGCCGUGGGUGGCUUCUCAAUACCCAUCACCAUUUAAAUCAGUAUUUGGAAGGUUUGUGGGGAUGGCACGCGAUUUUAUGAUGCUCUGCUAACUCCAUGUUUCUGCAGAGUGACGGUUUGUGACCCGACCUCAUAGUAGUCUCAUCAGGGAUCGCCGUAGCGGGGAGAAAACUUUCCUCCACACCCUUUCCGUUGACCACCUUCCACAACCCUUAUUGGUGCAAAAAAGUUCUUUCUGAUUUCCUAAAAGGCAAACUGGCUUCCAAUUAUUGCCACAUCCCGAGUCGCUCCUACGCUCCUUACUUGACUCCACCCCUCCAAUCCACUCCAUUACUCUCUCCCUCCGGCUCUCUCUCCGGCUCUCCCUCUUGUUCCCCCUCCCGCUCGCCUUGUGCAAGAAAAAACACUCCACAGGUAGAAGACAAAGCAGAAAUUCUGAACAUUCCCCCAAAAGCUCGGAUGGAAUCCUCCGACAUACACGGAAACAUCCUUCAAACCAUUGAGAUGGUAACGAACCUCGACAUGCCUACACAAAAGAUGAUACCAUACCUCCGCACUCUCCUUGAAUACCACCUCUACCGUGCCAGGGCAUACGGUCCCUUAGACAAAUGUCUACAAUUCAUGCACGACCAGAUGGAUAAGUCGGCCCGCGAACACGAAAUCCAUGCCAGCAGUUCCCGAACCCGUCUCGCCCAGCGCCUUGCACUAGAGUCAGUCCUCGUUACUCAUAUAGGGCACGGCGACGCUGCAUCGGCUGUCCUGUUGAGGUUUGCUGGGCGGAACACGACAGAAAACUUAAUUGAUUGGGAUACGUUUGAGCUGACCCGCAUGAGGAAGAAGAUUGCUCGCGCCACCGUGCAUGACGCGGAAGAGAGGUUGAAGGCAGUCUCCGCAUUGCGCAGUGAAAAGGCUGAAUAUGUGGAGCCUGGUCUGUGGGCUCUGGAACUGAUCAAGGCAAAAGUAGAGGAUCAGAUGGGAAAAUAUAGGGUACUAGAGGCGGACAAGAGGUUGAGAUUGAGGGUGUUAAGUCCUAACUCGAAGAAGUGGAGCCAGGAAGCCAAGAAACAUUUUCUGGAUAUGGUGGAGAAAGGUUUAGGUAUUUCAUCCUCCCCUGGUUAUUCUAUGCCCCUCUAGUUCUUGAGAAUGAAAAGUUAGUUGGUGUGAGCCGCUGUUAACGACUAUUACUUUUAUAUUUCCUUGUCAUGUGCUCCAGUUCCAAGACACACCCCUACUUACCCCCUUGUCAAAAUGUAGUCAUGGAAGGGAGCAGACGGAGCAUUAGAUGAAUUGACUUCCUUACUUUAUGUUAGCGGUUGCAUCUCAUGUGGAAACUACUUUUUCUCUAUUAAGCUCUCUCUGUAGACAUUUUCUGGCAAUUGAUCCAAAUUUCUAAUGAUUCUUCUGAUUUUCCCUACUCUCUUCUCUCACACCUCCUUUCCCUGCAGACCCCAUGGGGAUGCGGAAAAAUACCUGGCGGGUCUUUAACACGACUCUCACAAAUUCUGUCUAUUCCCAGUCUUCUUACGUAAUAUUCCAACUCUUCCCUCCGGCUCCUUUCUUAUGUCGGGCAUGC